ACAUAUGCUUAAAAGAUGGCGAAAAAGAUGGUCCAAUAAAGUUUGGGCCGUGGCUCAGUACCGUUCUCAACAUUUGAAAUUACGCCCAAGUCGAAUAUCCCUUGAUCUCUGCAAGCUUCCUUUCGGCUUCCAUUCUGCAAAUCUGCCGUCCUUCCAUAUCGAAAUUCCACAGGUAUAUACUAUAUAGAGGGAGAGAGAUGAGUUCAACCGUGCAUAGGACGCCGAAAUCCACAAGGCAGUCGUUGUUUUUCCAGGAUUUAGCAACGCCGGUUUCUUCCCGGAAAUCCUCUGCUAGAUAUAAUACCACCCCUGGUCAAGCUGCGGCAGUUUCGGCUCUAUGGCGAGAGAAUUUCUCGAGCUCCGAUCUCCCACCACCACCUGUGUUCACGCUUGAGGACCGAUCUGACUGUUCUCCAGAACCUGGGAUUCCGGAAUAUCCUCUUUCAUCGGAAGGGAAAUCAGAUCCUAGAACGCCAGUUCAAAGUGCGGCUAGGGAUUUUUGGACUCCCAAGAGAAACACGUCCGAGACUAGCAAUGGACAUGUUAUAUCCGGAAAGAGAGAGCAGAAUCAGAGGCAGAAUAGUGGUGUUGCUAGCUCGAGUUGGUGGUCGCCUGCUAAGAGUGGCCAUGGUGGUACUCCUGAGCAAGAUGAUAAGGGAAAGGGUUCUCCGGUCGAAGGGGUGGUUCAGCCUGGUGCCUUGAUAACACUACCCCCGCCGAGGGAAGUUGCAAGGCCAGAAAUGAAGAUGAAUUCUAUACCCUUUGGUAACUUGGAUGAGGAGGAGUGGGUCACUGUGUAUGGAUUUUCUCCUGCCGAUACCAAUUUAGUUUUGCGGGAGUUUGAGAAGUGCGGCCUUAUUUUGAAACACAUUCCCGGUCCUCGGGGUGCUAAUUGGAUGCACAUUUUGUAUCAGAACCAUGCCGAUGCACAGAAAGCUCUUAGCAAAAACGGGAUGCAAUUAAAUGGGGUUCUUCUAAUUGGAGUGAAACCAGUAGAUCCCAUGCAACGCCAUGCCCUGAAUGAAAGGCUGAACAACAACAAUCAAGGAUUUGUACCUUUACCACCCCCACUUGCCGCAGGGUCAGGUAAAACCACCCCAGACCCCAUCCCCUCCUUCCGAACGUCACACUUCCUUCAGAAUGGCGGCAGCAAUGGUGGAAGGCAUUCUGCUGGAAGCGUUGCGGAACCAACCAAGUCUGUAGUGUCCAAAGUUAUGGACUUGAUGUUUGGUGUCUAAGUCCUCCCCACACUCCAUCAGUGUAUUUUGCCAUGUUUUUUUGUUUAAAGUUAAUGUUGGGGUAUUUCAAAUUGUACUUCCGGCACAUGUAUCUUUGUGAGAAAUCAAACGUGGUUGAGAUGUUUGAUCUAAUGUAUUAUUGUUACAACUCAUUGAAUUGUCCAAAUGGUCCAAAAUUUAUUAAACAGAUGUGAGCUGU
Molecule: messenger RNA, 1437 nt
Organism: Cuscuta campestris
Lineage: Eukaryota; Viridiplantae; Streptophyta; Magnoliopsida; Solanales; Convolvulaceae
Source: the annotation of a GenBank genome assembly